GGAAAUAGGUGGAAAUCAAAAUCUCCUAGACCCAGAGACAUCACGCGAAAUGCUCAGGCAGCAAUGUCAGUGCUCUCCGUCCUUCAGUCUCAAAGAGGGGCAAGCCGCAUAUGCAGCUUGCCCUCCUGGUAAGACCAGAAGGUGACAAAGUCAGACCCUCAUGGAUUGAGUGGGGAACAGCAGCGCUUCGCAUGCGCCACUCAAGGACGAAUGCACGGCAACCACGAAUGGACGCACAAGGACCGACUGGGCGACCUUCCGAUACGCUUUUCCAAGCUACGGGUCAACGCAAGCAUGAUUGGUCGCCUGCUGCUUCCUCCACUCUCGAAAGCCGUAGGUCGCCUUCUUCUCACCGGAAAAUAUCAUGGUCGAUUAUCUUGGGAACCACGAUGUUCUGGACCAUCUCGGUGUUUCACAGCACAUGCGGCCGGCAAGACAGCAAACGAUGGUGCAGGAGAGACGGGAACGUGCUUGAGAAAGUCUUAUCUUAGCUCAGACGAGAAGAAAAUGUGAGCUGUCACAUACUAGGAAUUGAAACAUAGAUCCAGUGCUCAUCUUUCCAGCGACAUGCAGCCCCUGUCAAGUUAGAUACAGUGUC
Molecule: messenger RNA, 598 nt
Organism: Trematosphaeria pertusa
Lineage: Eukaryota; Fungi; Ascomycota; Dothideomycetes; Pleosporales; Trematosphaeriaceae
Exons: 1
Coding region: 111-491 (126 amino acids)
Source: RefSeq, a predicted model, not a curated record